Molecule: messenger RNA, 1046 nt
Organism: Stegodyphus dumicola
Lineage: Eukaryota; Metazoa; Arthropoda; Arachnida; Araneae; Eresidae
Source: RefSeq, a predicted model, not a curated record
AUGAAUGGAAAGGAUAGUCUCGGCGAGUUUUCUCUCGAUGACCUGUCAGAUUGUCUUGACUGCCAUUCAGUAAGUAGUACUGAUGACGAAAGUGAUAGCAGUAGUAUAGCCAUUCAAAAGCUACGUCCUGUACCAUUAAUAUACAGUGAUUCAGAAGAUGAGGACAUGAAUAAUAAUGUUGAAGACAACAAUGAUACAUGGUCAAUGAACGACAAGAGUACAAUUUUGGAACUUUUCGAAGGCAGCUCUGGCGUAAAAAUUGUGCCAAGUUCCUUCGAAAGCAAAAUGAGAAAGGGUAAUUUGUUAAAGGGGGCUUCUUUUCUUCUUACAAACAAUAUGGUUAAAUCAUUCAUAAGGAUAUUUAAAGAUACUGUACUAGAAAAAUGUAAAGCUUUUAACAAUUACAAGAUAAUGAAUGCAUCAAAGCAUGUUCAAGAUUUAUCUAUAGCAGAGAAAAACCAUUCUGCAUUUUCUUCAGAAAUUAAAAAAUUGAAUGCAAACUUCUCUAAACUUGUUAAAGUUGCAAAUGAAAAUUAUUCAGAAGGUAUCUUAAAUGCCGUUUCUAAAAUUAAUGUACAUCUUGAUAAAAUAUCAACACCAAAGCAAGUUCUAUCUUUGUACUCCAAUAAACUAAAUCUUAAAAAAACUGGUAACAUUAAAGUGCAAUCAAUGGCAGAGUCCAGAAGAAAAAUUAGAGCAGGAGCAAAGAAAAUACAGUCUGGUAGACCAAGCAAUGAAGAACUUAAUGGGAAAAAAAAAAAAAAAAAAAAAAUACGACUUUAAUUUAAAUAAGCUGAUUAUAUGUGUUAUUUUGAAUGGAACAGUACCAUUUUCUCAACAUUUCCUAGCUAUCCAGUUAUAAGAUAUUUCUCCUGCUUUCUUAGCAUGGGCGCGUAUUCCAAAGGUCCGUGGUUCGAUUCCCGGCGAAGGCGUUGCUCAUUUUCCAUCUUUCCUGCUAUCAAAAAAUACCUAACGUCUCUACACAGUCAUUUUGACAAAAAAAAUCCUAGUUUCCUAGUUUCCGGUGCCCACGGGAUUUGGCUACU